AUGGUCAACAAAACUCCCAAUCUCGGAGAAAAAGUAACGUAUCUCCACCCUUCUCCUAAUGACUCUUCUCCUGAUGACGAAGCCCCAGAAGCACAGAAACAAAGAAGACUUGAGGCCGCUGCUCUUCAGCUACGACUUGUUAGGCGCGAACGCCUACGACCGUUACUCGAGAUCUACAACGAAGAAAAUGGCCCUGCCAAUGAGACGACAGUCUCAAGGGGGGAUUCUAGCACACCCCAGCCUUCGCCAACCAAGCUAGAUGCCUUCGCGGUCUUGCAGAAGCACGCUGACACAGAUCCCACGCUGAAGGCAUUAGGGACCCAUGUCAAUGGUGUCCCUGAUUGGGUGGACUGGAGCCAGAUUGCCCGAGGACAUGAUGUCUUCUACCGCUACGCCGUGGUGAACUUAUUCGGGCUCGCGUAUCAGAGCCUCUUCGUACGCCUCGCCGCCUCUCGGCCCGUCGAGGUGCUUCUGCGUACUGGUGGCUUCUCAACAGCCGCAUCGAAGCGCAGGGGCUUCGAGACGGGUCAGUGGAACCUGGAGGUGACCAAGGACGUAGCAUCUCUCCAACCAGGUGGCCCGGGGUGGGAGUCUACUGUCCGUGUUCGUCUGCUCCACUCAGCGGUCCGCAGUCGGAUCAGGGUAACGUAA
This is a messenger RNA of Verruconis gallopava, 651 nucleotides long. RefSeq lists its product as uncharacterized. NCBI's taxonomy places the organism in Eukaryota, Fungi, Ascomycota, Dothideomycetes, Venturiales, Sympoventuriaceae. The transcript is spliced from 2 exons. The record is from RefSeq and is a predicted model, not a curated record. Bases 1 to 651 code for a protein of 216 amino acids.